Messenger RNA from Stegastes partitus (bicolor damselfish), 3160 nucleotides. The record is from RefSeq and is a predicted model, not a curated record. NCBI's taxonomy places the organism in Eukaryota, Metazoa, Chordata, Actinopteri, Pomacentridae.
UGUGUUAGUGGUCCAUGAUGCCUCUUUAUACGGUGAACAGGGAGUGACGACGGUGGAGAAGUUUCCGUGGGGGAUGGAUAUGCAAAACCUGUGGAACGAUGACCCGGAGGAGAUUCUCUUUGACCUGGGCUUCGGAUGUGAUGAACCCGACCUCUCUGGCCGUAUUCCCAGUCGGUUCAUUAACUACCAGUCUCAGGCGAGAGGAAUAAAUCUGCAGGUGUUUCUGGAGGCCCAGAAGAGCCGCCUGGACCUGGAGAACCCAGAUGUUAGCAAUCGGUUUAGACAGCUCGAGGUCCUCCAGCAGGUAACUAUAGCAUUCUCUUGCUUGGUGGGAUCUUCCUCCUCUCCUCUCAAAGCCCUACCAGAGAGAGACUCGAGUCCUGAGGCCCAGGAGAGAAGGAGGCGCAUGGGCAGUCUGUUCAGGCGAGCAUCCAAGAAGUCUCUGAGCCAAAUCUACAACCAGAAAAAUACGUCUGAGUCACUGCUACCCACACCUAGUCUGACAGACAAACAGGUCUCAUUUAAAGGAGCUAGACCUGGACCUCUGGAGACUACGUGUCUCAGUCCUGUGGCAGAGGAAGGAGGAGCUGAUCUAGACCCUCAGCCUCAUGUGGCUUCUUUUACAGUGCAGGACAGAGCACUCAGACCUGCACCUCUGAGGGAAGGUCCUCCCCCUGCAGCCAGCAGCUUUGGACCAAGAAAGAAGAGUCCUGGGCAGGCCAAGGAGUCAUUUGAAAUUGAAGAGAUCCACAGCUUUGAUGAAAACAGCGUAAAAUGGAGCAACACUGGAGGAGAACAUCUAGUGCACAGUGUGAUCCGGUCCAGCAGCCUCCAGUCAGACAGCAGUGGUUUUGUAGAGGAGCCCUUCGUCCCGUCCAUCCCUCAGCCGGCGGCACCAGGACCUGAUCCCAUCCAGGCUCCGUCGGCCUCGUCAGGAGGAAACGGCCAGAGGAGCGAGGCUCAAGGAUCCUCUCCUUCUUCUCCUUGUGCCUCCCCAGAUCCCCUCCUGUCCUCAUGUCAGACCUCCUCUGCUGGUGAUAAGGACCUCCCUUCCUCAGCCGGUCCUUCACCAGGUCCUUUACCAGUCUUUGGCUCUUCUCAUUCCCCUGCCUUGUUGGGUCUCCCAAAAUCUGAGCAGCAAACUGCGCACACAGAGACUCUACCGGAUCAGGAACAGCCUCCUUCUUCUUCCCUGUCUGCACGGCUGUGUGAAUACAUCCCUCCUUGCAGCUCCACAUCCAAACUACAGAACAUAACUCACUGCAGACCUCCAGGUUACCCCUCUCCUGCCUCAUUCACCCCCGUCGCCCCGACCUCCUCCCCUGUUAAAACUGUGGACACAACAUUUCCUUUCAGCUACCCCUCUAGUCCUUUCCAUGACUCUGAAGACAGAAGAGGUUUCUCUGAUGCACCAAAGGAAGAUGAUGAAGAACCCUCUACCCUCACCUCUCAGUCGGACAUGGACAGGCCCACCGCUCCAUCCCCUCUUGAUCUGGGUUCUUAUUCAGCUAUCGGAGGAUCUGUCGACCUGACAGAGCAGUCCAUCACCCAGCAGCUCAGGACACUCCAUGGUGACAACACACACCCUCUUCCAGUCCCUCUGAUCCAAGAUGGUGUUCACGUUCAGAUCGAUCAUAUCUCUUUGGACUCUGGACCUCGGACUCACUCACAUGACACUGUUUGGAGGGCUGGAAGGCAAGAAGGAGAGCAUGGAAGCAGCAGACCUGAUGUGAAACCAAAUGAUCUCAAUGGCAGCUUAGACGUGGUUUUUGAAACCUCAGUGGAUAGCUCAGACUGUGAAUAUGCAGACAUGGAGGCUUUCUUUCAGCAGCUGGAUAGUGAAGGGCAGGUGUUUUGGGCAGAGCCUGUCCAGGUGUUGAAUCCGUCCCCUGUGGAGGAAGAGUCCGGCAGCUUCGACGUCUCAGACAGACAUCACAGGACUUCCUCAUUGCCUAGAGGCCCUGCUGCUCUGGGCUCCUUCUCAUCCACAGACAAACCCAUGCCUUUAUCUUUGUCAGUCCCAUCUCUGUCCGUGACCCAAAGCGUCCAGCCGUCCAGCCGCUCUGCUUCUGCUCAGAUGUCUUUAUUUCUGCCUUCUCAUAUUGCACACAGGAAGGAUGUUCCCUUCGUCACUGAGUCUAAACACUCCAUUUCCUGUGCUGCGCUCCCAUUGGACACCUCCACACCCUUCCGUGCCGUCCAGUCAUGGACAGACCUGCAUAUCCACCAGAAUGCUCUCACCAAGAACUUAUCACAUGCAGCUAAUCAUACUGGACCAAACAGUGUGAACACCUCCACGAGUCUCCCAGAAACACCUCAGAGACCUGCAGUAACCCUCUCUGUGCCUCCAUCUUCUCCUGACCACUGGCAGUCCCAGGACUCCAUCAACAAGACGGCUGGAAACUGUGAAAGUGUUUCAGCCUCUGUGGAUGCAGGACUGUGGCCUGGUGAACGACACCGAGUGGACCAGAGCAGGAAAGAAGACGAGGAGAAGCUGUGGGAGGGCGACCAUACAGCCGCCGUGGCAUGCUGCUGUGAUCAUGGCUCUGCUCAGAAGAGUCCCAACCAGCAGCUCAGUCCUUCCCGUCUGGACGAGUCGGACCAGAUGGUGUUGGGCCUGCAACACUUUGGCUGUGUGCUCAGGACCAUGGAGCUGCAGCUGUCUGAAGACCAGGCUGCAGUGUACAGCGCCCUCUCUGACAAGGACAGGGCGGAGCUUCAGGACAUUCAGGAGCUGAGAUGUGCAGUGAGGCAGCAGGCUGGAGAGCUGGAGCUGCGGUUAAACGAACUGGACCAUCAGUAUGAUGACAGUCUGAAUACGAUCAUGCACAGACUCUUGGACGAGCAGUCUGUGCUCUGCUCUGAGCUCAGAGUGUGUCUACCUGGACCAGCGCCUCUACCUGGACCAGCGCCUCCACCUGGACCAGCGUCCCCGUCCCUGAGUCCAGCCCCCAGCAGGACGGUGGCCACUCAGUGCCGCCUCCUUCCCUGGAUCCCGACCCAAAGCGGUCACGUCUCUGCCAGGAACAUGGACUCCAGCACACUGGCACCUCCUGGAUCAGAACACAUGUGUGAGGGCCACGGUGGUUCUGCCACUAAGACAGACAAGCUCAACAUCGUGGGCUUCCUCCAGAGAGUCAGAAAAGCUUGUAUUCAUUAG